This is a messenger RNA of Penicillium malachiteum, 1107 nucleotides long. Its product is annotated as homoserine dehydrogenase. Gene Ontology annotation, molecular function: NADP binding; homoserine dehydrogenase activity; aspartate kinase activity. The record is from RefSeq and is a predicted model, not a curated record. Bases 1 to 1107 code for a protein of 368 amino acids. Gene Ontology annotation, biological process: aspartate family amino acid biosynthetic process; L-homoserine biosynthetic process. Lineage: Eukaryota; Fungi; Ascomycota; Eurotiomycetes; Eurotiales; Aspergillaceae. The transcript is spliced from 2 exons.
AUGACAAAUUCUCUUUAUCUUGGAAUCGUUGGGGUUGGAGGAGUGGGAACAGCCUUAUUAGAGCAACCUGGGCGAAUUUCCAAUCCACCUAAGUUGGUGUUACUUUCCCGCUCAACGAAGACAUUAGUAGUGCAUACUCCGUCAUACUCGCCCAGUAUCCCUUUUGAAGCCUGGGAAGUUGCUGCGGCUGCACCAUCAAUAACUACCGUCGACGCUCUAACGCCAGAAGAGAUAGCCGCGUAUCUUGGUUCGGCUCCUGGCCGAUCGAUUUUAGUUGACAACACUUCGGAUCUCACGCUCGCAAAGGCCUAUCCGAUAUUUUUGAGACAGGGAAUCUCUGUUGUGACCCCAAAUAAAAAGGGGUUCUCGGCUGAUAUCUCGCUAUGGAAUGAUAUCUUUGCUUCAGCAGUGCAGGGAAAUGCAUUGGUAUACCACCAAGCAACAGUGGGAGGAAGUUUACCAGUCUUAUCAACACUGCGAGACCUAAUCGCUACGGGUGAUGAGAUUGUUAAAAUCGAAGGCGUACUUUCUGGCACUCUAUCGCUUCUCUUUGACACAUUUAUGCCAGCGGCGGGGAAGUCGGAUGCGAAGUGGAGUUCUCUUGUAGCUCACGCGUUGCAAAUUGGAUUUAUGGAGCCUGAUCCACGCGACGAUUUGAAUGGUAUGGACUUUGCGCGAAAAUUAACUAUUCUUGCGCGCGUCGCUGGCAUUCAAGUUACCGGCCCGGAGUCCUUCCCUGUCACAUCGCUCAUUCCUAAUGCACUCUUGUCUCUUCCCUCAUCUGCUGAAGGUAUUGCUCAGUUCAUGCGUGAUCUACCUAAUUAUGAUGAGGAUAUGGAGGUGGCAAAAUCGCAAGCUGAGAAAGAGGGCAAGGUUCUGCGUUAUAUUGGCAGCAUUGUUAUCUCGACUGGUGAAAUUCAGGUUGGUAUGCGACACCUUGAUCGAGAUAAUCCGAUCGCAAAUCUCAAGGGAAGUCAGAUUGUAAGUAUUUAUACGAAGAGAUAUGGGGCAAAUCCCCUGGUUCUGAAGGGUGGUGGUGGAGGUGGUGAGGUCACUGCAAUGUGCGUGAUGAGUGAUCUUCUGAAGGUUAUGGAGAGAUUGGCGUGA